ACAAAAAAACUAUCUAGAUCCUCAGCAUUUCAAGGCCGACAUCGUGGAAGCAGUAAAAGAAAAACGUAAACAAAAUGGACCAUUUGACUUGGAUCCGAACAAUAUCCUCCCAAUUGUUCCUGACAAUAUCCGAAAUACAAUCAUGGAAAGUAUAUCUAAUAAGGCGUGGGCUAUGCUGGAGCAGGUACUACUUCUUCAAAAUGUGAAUGAAUCAGGAUUGAAAAGAAUCUCUAAGAAAUUUAUAGCCCAGAAGUAUACACAGUCAAGAACUAUUAUUAAAGAGAAGGAAUCGCUUAAAAUGAUCUUCAUCGUUGACGGAGUUGCAAGUAUUGGAAAAAGAUAUUGUCUUACUCGUUGGGAGCUAAAAGCAGGAGAAUUCUAUGGCGAAGAGCUCCUGCGUUCGCCAUCAGCCAAAGCAAAGGAGUUCGUUAAGGCCAAAACUGAUGUUGAAGCCCUGAUUCUUGACGCCGAAGCUUUGCAGGGUGUGGUUUCUGAGUACAAGUUGCAUAUCAGCAAACAGAUCCCCGUCUCGUCAAAAUAUGAGAUCAACCAUUUGUCCAUGCUAAAGAAUGUGCCAAAACUAGAAAAUAUUGAUGAAAAAGUUCUGGAGGCAAUCAGUAAGGUCCUUAAGACACAGAGCUAUGGCAAAGGGUCGCAAAUUGUUAAAGAGAAGGACGAACUGGACAAGAUGUUUUUGGUCACGCGUGGAACAGUAGGCGUAAGAAGGUCCGGUAAAUUGAGGAGAGAAUUGUACAAGGUUGGAGAACUCUACGGAGAAGAACUUCUGGAUUGGGCGUUGGAUGUGUUGGAUAUGGGAACGGCUUCUCCUCUCCCCUUAUCGGCUGGUACUGCUACGACCAACACCACUGUUGACAUCCUCAUUCUCAACGCCACGGAUUUGGAGAAGGAGUUAGCCGCUACAAGAUCACCAUCCCCAAUGAUUCUGAGUCAGAGGAUUAAAUGAAAUGAUGCUCUAUUCAUAUGCAAUGCGUUGUUUUUUUUUCUCUUGAUGCCUGGAAUAAAGUUGAGUAAUGUACUUCUUCACUUUUCAUUCUUCUUAGUUACAUGGCCACUUGAGUGAUUUAAAAUCACUAUCUUUCUAGUUAAAUUUUAUGUAUGAGUUUCUUACUCAUAUGGUCAUUUGGCCCAAAUAAUUCCCUAUGCAAGUCAGGUACUAUAAAAUUUGUGUG
Molecule: messenger RNA, 1190 nt
Organism: Rosa chinensis
Lineage: Eukaryota; Viridiplantae; Streptophyta; Magnoliopsida; Rosales; Rosaceae
Exons: 3
Coding region: 143-964 (273 amino acids)
Source: RefSeq, a predicted model, not a curated record